AUGUCAUGCAUAGAUGUUCUUCAGCCUCCAGCUCAUAUGGGAAUGCUUUUCUACUACCGGGCCAAUGGUGAAAACCUUGUAGAAGAUACUUUCCAAAGGCUACGCCUUUUGGAGGAGUCGCUUUUGGAAACCCUAGCGGUCUUCUACCCGCUAGCUGGUCGGUAUGUCGAAGAAGGGCACUUUAUUGACUGUAACGACCAAGGAGUAGAAUUUGUGCACACCAAAGUGUAUGGCCAGCUUGAUCAGCUCCUCCAGGGAGACUGGAGGAGCUGCGACAUGGACCUGCAUGGCCGUUUGUCUGAGUUCCCACUGGGACUAGCCGGCAAUUCCCUAGUCCUGAUUCAAGCGAACGUGCUCGAGUGUGGGGGACUCGUGAUCAGCCUGCACUUAACACACAAGUUAGGCGACGCAUGCACCAUGACAACACUUAUGAACUCAUGGGCUACCGCACGCACAAGAGGAAUCCAUGAAUUAGCCUCGCCACAUUUCGAGCUGUCCUCUCUAUUCCCAGUGAUGGGGCCGGUGCAAACUCAAUGGCUUCCAAGCCCUGGUGGAGUGAAAUUCACGCUGAAUCGGUUCAUAUUCAGCGGUGCAGCCCUUUCAGGACUAAAACUAGCUGUGGCUAAACAUGCGUGCAUCGCGAGGGUGGAGGGUGCCUUCGGUAACUUCUAUACCAUGAUCGUUGCUCGACACUCGAUGGAUCAGAACAACCUGAGUUUCAAAGCUUUUGUGGAGGUGAUCCAUGAAAUGUUUUCAAGUGCCAAGACAAGGUUUGGGGCGAUAGCCGAUAGGGAGUUUGUGCAUGGAUAUGGUAAAGGAUUCUGCAGCAAGACAAGCCCAGGGAAGGGUUCGCAGUGA
Eucalyptus grandis is the source of this 858-nucleotide messenger RNA. RefSeq names its product acetyl-CoA-benzylalcohol acetyltransferase. The coding region runs from base 1 to 858 and encodes 285 amino acids. The record is from RefSeq and is a predicted model, not a curated record. NCBI's taxonomy places the organism in Eukaryota, Viridiplantae, Streptophyta, Magnoliopsida, Myrtales, Myrtaceae. The transcript has 2 exons.